Rubroshorea leprosula is the source of this 2019-nucleotide messenger RNA. NCBI's taxonomy places the organism in Eukaryota, Viridiplantae, Streptophyta, Magnoliopsida, Malvales, Dipterocarpaceae. The record is from the annotation of a GenBank genome assembly.
AUUUCUUCAUUCAUCUAUCCAUGAACCCAGAAAUCUAGAUUGAAGUUUCAUAUGCUCGGAUUCAUGUCCUUCCUUCGAGUUUUGAAGCUUCUAAUCAUACUCAUAUGCAUCAGCAUUGUUCAUGUAGGAUGCUUGGAUUUUUCUUACCCUUCAUUUAGCAAUGAAAAUGCCAGUGAUUUUAUUUCUAGCAAUUUCCCAUUCAUCAUAAAAAAUGCCAUUCAAGUCACUCCUGAUAAUGCCAGAGAAAUUGAUAUGCGGCGGAGAUCAGGGAGGGUCCUAUACAAUCAAAAAUUGAAACUAUGGGACGGACCAAGAGGCACAAAGGCCUCAUUCUAUUCCACAUUCGUGUUCAACAUAAAUCCAUGGACCUCACCCGGCGGCGAGGGGUUAGCCUUCAUAAUAACAGAGGACAGCUCUCUCCCGAACAACAGCGCCGGCCAAUGGCUCGGAGUCGUGAAUUCAACUACAGUGAAUCUACUGAACAUUGUUGCCAUAGAAUUCGAUACCAAAAAGAGUGAUUCUGAAGAUAUUGAUGACAAUCAUGUUGGGGUCAAUAUCAAGAGCAUCUACUCAAUCAAGCAAGAACCCUUGAUUGGCCAUGGCGUCAAUCUUUCCUCCGGCGAGGAUAUCACUGCAAGCAUUCAGUAUGAUGCAAAAUCAGAAAAAAUUUCAGUUUUUGUGUUCUCAACAAGAACAGGGGAAACAGGGGAAGGGAAUUUCGACAAUCCGCUGUUGAAUGUUCAUCUUGAUCUCUCUACACAACUCCCGGCCGAUGUUUGGGUGGGGUUUUCGGCUUCAACUGGAGAGAAUACGGAGUUGAAUGUUGUUAAAUCCUGGAAUUUCAGCAGUUUUGAGAUCAGACGGAGAAACAGAAAGAAACAAAUGGAAGAAGAUGAAUUGGAGAUUGAACAAGAAAUUCAGAGUUUAUCAACUGCGCCGCAGAAAUUUCGAUUGCAGGAACUCAAAGAUGCCACCAGAGAUUUCAACGUUGCCUACAAGUUGGGGAAAGGAGGAUUCGGGAUGGUGUAUAAAGGCAUCCUGAAUAAUAGAGAGGUGGCUGUAAAAAGAAUUCUGAAGAACACCCGCCAUGGAAAGCAGGAUUUCCUUGCGGAAGUGACAACCAUAAGCAAUCUUCAUCACAGAAACCUUGUAAAACUCUUCGGAUGGUGCUAUGAAAGCAAUGAACUCCUUCUGGUUUAUGAAUUCAUGCCUAAUGGGAGUCUAGAUAAGUUCAUUUUCCGUGAGGCUGAUACAAUCCUGAGCUGGGAAAGAAGGCAUGGCAUCAUCUGCGGUGUGGCUCGGGCGCUGGAUUACCUCCAUAACGGGUGUGAGAGAAGGGUUCUUCAUCGAGAUGUGAAGCCAAGCAACAUAAUGUUGGAUUCUGAGUUCAAUGCACGGUUGGGGGAUUUUGGUUUAGCCAGGACGAUUCAGGUGAAUGAAAAAGCACACUAUUCGACCAAGGAGAUUGCCGGAACUCCAGGGUACAUGGCCCCAGAAAGCUUCCAUACCAGGAAGGCCACGGUGGAAACAGACGUUUAUGCAUUUGGUGUUUUGAUUCUGGAAGUUGUUUGUGGGAGAAAACCCGAAAAUGAACACGGUAUUGUGGAUUGGGUUUGGGAGAAUUACGGGAUGGAGAGGAUUGGGGAUGUUGUAGAUGUGAGAUUGAAUGGGGAUUUCAAGAAAGGUGAAACAGAGUGCAUAGUGAUGUUGGGGUUAGCAUGUUGCCAUCCGAAUCCGUACGAAAGGCCAUUAAUGAGGACGGUUUUGCAGGUUCUUACAGGGGAAGCAGCUGCUCCGGUUGUGCCGAAGGAGAAACCGGCUUUCAUGUGGCCGGCCACGCUUUCCCCGAUCAGACAGGAGUUCGCUGCAUCAAUUAGCGGCGGGGAACUUACCACCACCUUAGACCUAAGUGGUCGAUAAUAUCUUUUUUCCAAAUGUUCAAAGCAAAUCUUUUCUUUGAUUAAAGUUUGAUUGUCAAUUUUUGGAAGCCAACUUUUUUAAUGAAACUAGGAAUUCGUG